CGCUCGCGCAAGACCAUGUACCAGCCCAGCCGGGGGGCGGCCCGGCGGCUAGGCCCCUGCCUCCGCGCCUACCAGGCGCGACCCCAGGACCAGCUUUCUCCAUGGGCUCUGCCAUUCCCACCCCUGUGGCCCCACUCCACGACUUCCACGUCUCCAUCCUCUCCACUUUUCUGGUCUCCCCCACCUCCACGCCCUCCCACUGGACUGCUUUCCCGAGCUGCCCCACUACCUCUCCCUCAGGUCCAGGCCCUCACCUCACCAUGGAUGGUUCUCCCUCCAGGAAAGGGAGAGGAGGGACCAGGACCUGAGUUGCAUAGCGGCUGCCUGGAUGGGCUUAGGAGCCUAUUUGAGGGACCUUCCUGCCCCUAUCUUGGGGCUUUGCUAUCUUUCCAAGCCCCUGUGACUGCCCGCCCUUCCCCCGCCACUCCAUCAGGAGAUCCCAGUAUGGAGGAGCACCUGGCUGUCAUGUAUGAGAGACUGAGACAAGAGCUUCCCAAUCUCUUCCUUCACUCCCAUGACUACACACUCUACUCGUCGGAUGUGGAAUUCAUCAAUGAGAUCCUGAACAUACGUACCAAGGGCCGGACGUGGUAUGUUCUGUCACUAACCUUCUGCCGCUUCCUGGCCUGGAACUACUUUGCACAACUUCGGUUGGAGGUUCUACAGUUAACCCGCCACCCUGAGAACUGGACCCUGCAAGCCCGCUGGCGGCUGGUGGGGCUGCCCAUCCACAUGCUCUUUCUGCGUUUCUAUAAGCGUGACAAGGAAGAGCUUUACCACCUCUCUUCCUUCACCAGGACCUAUGAUGCCUAUUCCACCUUCUACCUGAAUUCCAGUGGCCUCAUUUGUCGCCAUCGCCUAGACAAACUGAUGCCUUCACACUCACCCCCAACACCUGUGAAGAAGCUGCUUGUGGGAGCCCUGGUGACUCUGGGGCUGUCAGAGCCAGAACCCAACUUACACCUAUGUCCCAAGGCCUGAUUCAGGAACUUGAGCGAGGGCAGCACCGAAGACUUUGCUAUGCACAAGAGGAGAUGGGGGUAGCCAGCUUCUUCCCCUCUUCUCUCUCCCGCCCCACUUCCCUCCCUCCCUUGCGAUCUCUCGUGCUGUGUAAAGCUGCUGUGUAAUUUAACUUGUAAAUAAUAAAGUCUAAGUGAAAAUA
Molecule: messenger RNA, 1162 nt
Organism: Miniopterus natalensis
Lineage: Eukaryota; Metazoa; Chordata; Mammalia; Chiroptera; Miniopteridae
Gene: C5H6orf136
Product: chromosome 5 C6orf136 homolog
Source: RefSeq, a predicted model, not a curated record